AUGCCUUGUCAUCACGGUAAUUUAUCUUUGGUAUUAGAUGACAAGUGCAAAUAUGAAAAAGAUGACCUUUGUGAACCAUUUUCACGUUCGACAUGGAAACCAAGCAACAUGACGCGUGCAAUUUUGGCAUCGGUGGUACCGGGAGCUGUAGGACUAAUCUGUUAUAAGCCAUUUUAUGGCCAGAAAAGGGCAAUCGACUUUUGGAAUGUAUCUAGCAAGAAACCCAACUGGGCACCAAAAUCUCUGCGCUUUUAUGCUUGCGUAGAUGCACUUACUAUUUCGCCUAUUGGCUAUGCAAGCUAUUUGGUUUAUGAACAUGGCGGAGGCUUCGCAAAUCGGAAUACUGCAAUUUCACUCGGACUUAAUGGCGGAAGUUUGGCAUUUGGACUCGCUUCCAUUCCAUUCAUGAAUAGAAAAGAUUUGGAAUCGGUAGAUGAAAUCGAUUUGUUUACUCAUUGCAAAUCAAAAGCCUCAGUUGUAUAUAUCUAA
Thelazia callipaeda (thelaziosis nematode) is the source of this 489-nucleotide messenger RNA. Lineage: Eukaryota; Metazoa; Nematoda; Chromadorea; Rhabditida; Thelaziidae. The record is from the annotation of a GenBank genome assembly.